Messenger RNA from Chinchilla lanigera (long-tailed chinchilla), 1438 nucleotides. RefSeq names its product pre T-cell antigen receptor alpha (gene Ptcra). Bases 300 to 971 code for a protein of 223 amino acids. Gene Ontology annotation, biological process: negative regulation of thymocyte apoptotic process. The transcript has 6 exons. Lineage: Eukaryota; Metazoa; Chordata; Mammalia; Rodentia; Chinchillidae. The record is from RefSeq and is a predicted model, not a curated record.
AGGCGUCGAGUUGCUGUCCGAAGGGGCGGCCAGGGACCUUCGCCCUCUGUGAUGUGGUCACGCAAGAGUCGUUAGGACACCUGCCUCGCCUCCCUGCACGCCCCCGUGGCUGCGCACCUGGCUCGGUGGCCUGGGAACUCUGGGAGCCCGCGGCCUCCAGAUGCUGUGAGAGGGGCAGCAGGGAGAUCAAAGGGGCCAGGGAUGAAGCUGGCACCGGAGUGAGCAGGUCCAGGAGCCCGGGAGAGACAGGUCUGCCUGCAGAAAAGACUUGGCAUGCAGUAAGGAAGGGCUGGACAAUAAUGGGCUGCGCCUCCCCCUGUGCCCAGCCGUCUCCGUGGGCCAUGGUGGGGAUGCGGCUGCUGCUUCUCCUGGCCUUCGAGUGUCCAGCCCUGCCCACAGGCCCUGUCUCCCUUCCUCCCUCUCCAGAGGUGAUCGCUGUCCCAAGGCCACCAGCACACAGGCCGGGCGCUGCAGUCUUCCCCUCUCUGGCCCCGCCGGUGACGCUGCUGGUGGGCGGGCAGCGGCGCACCAUGGUGGUCUGCCUGGUCCUGGACGCCGCACCCCCUGGCCUGGACGGCUCGGUCUGGUUCUCCGCCGGCAACGGCAGCGCCCUAGACACCUUCACCUACGGCCCGGCCCCCGCCACCGACGGCACCUGGACCGCGCUGGCCCAGCUGUCCCUGCCCGCCGAGGACCCGGCCGCCUGGGAGCCCCUGGUCUGCCACGCGGAGCCCGGGGCCGGGGGCCCGCGCCGGAGCACGCAGCCCCUGCGGCUGUCAGGAGCAGCCUCUGGCACCAGGACCUGCCUCCAGGAGCCUCCGGGCGGGUUCCAGGCCCAGGGCCUGUGGCUGGGGGCCCUGAGGCUGCUGCUCUUCAAGCUGCUGCUCCUUGACGUGCUCCUGACCUGCACCCACCUGCCUCAGCCUCCUGCAGCCACUGGCAGCUACCACCCUGGCACCUGGCCACAGUGACCAAGGGACUGCUAAAGGGGCACCUGCCACACAGGUCAUGAGGGGACCUGCUCCACCCACAGUGCCCAGCCUGCUGCUCAGGACACUCUCGGGAUUCCUUUCCCAAGACUCAGAGCUUUGCUUAAAAUUUUGAUUCAGGUUCUUGCUAAGUACCCCAGACUGGCCUUGAACUUGCAAUCUUCCUGCCUCAGCUUCCAAUGUUGGGAUCAGAGAUAUACUACCACAUCACCUGACUCUGAGCAUUCUGUAAUGUAUGACCUGCCUUCUCCGGUUGAUGGGUUUCCUGGGGCCGGGUCUGCCUCCCACAGACUGAGGGCUUUGGGCAGAUGAAGGCUGUGUCUCCUCUUCACAUUAAGAGCCCUGGUCAGCUCAGAUCUGCCCAGACCCCAGGCAUUCCAGGAGCAAAGAACUGAGCACAAUUAAAGAAUUUAAAUGACACAAGAAAAUUAAAAUAUGCUUAAAUGUCA